CAAUCAGAACUCAAAAAAGUUACCAACUUCCGAACGCGUUUAUCGUAAUAUUCAUGUAUGGAAAUUUAAAAUGAUAGAUAAAUAUAUGCAAAACUAAUGAAAUAAGUGAAGUUAAAAAUUAGGAGAAAGACUAUUUUUAUAAAUUAUAAAAAUGUACUUAUAGUUAAUAUUAAAAAUGGCGGCCGAAAGGUAUCUAUGGUUAGCUACUGCUUUGCUUCGGCUGUGGUUGGGGGCUGGCGAUCUAUGUUAUGCUCAGUCUACGCUGCUCUCCUUCCAAGACCUGCUGCCUGAUGACCCAAGGCUGUAUGACAAGAUGAGACCCCCAAAGAAGGAUGACCAGCCAACCAUCGUGAACUUCCACGUCACAGUCAUGGGACUUGAUUCGAUCGACGAGAAUUCCAUGACAUACGCAGCUGACAUAUUUUUUGCCCAAACUUGGAAGGACUUUCGUCUGAGACUACCUGAAAACAUGACAACAGAAUAUAGGCUUUUAGAAGUGGACUGGCUGAAGCAUAUGUGGCGUCCAGACUCCUUCUUCAAGAACGCGAAGUCUGUCACCUUCCAGACUAUGACCAUACCAAACCACUAUGUCUGGCUUUAUAAGGAUAAGAGCAUUUUGUAUAUGGUGAAGCUGACUCUGAAGUUGUCUUGUGCUAUGAAUUUCCUCAUCUACCCUCACGAUACCCAAGAAUGUAAACUGCAAAUGGAGAGCUUGUCCCAUACAACAGACGACAUGAUAUUUCAAUGGGACCCCGAAGUACCGCUGGUGGUAGAUGAGAACAUAGAACUGCCCCAACUAGAGCUGGUGCAGAAUAGGACAGCUGAUUGCACACAAGUCUACUCUACUGGUAACUUUACAUGCCUAGAAGUAAUCUUCAAACUGAAACGUCGGCUGGGUUAUCACCUCUUCAACACCUAUAUACCGACUUGUCUCAUCGUUAUAAUGUCUUGGGUGUCAUUCUGGAUUAAGCCCGACGCUGCGCCCGCGCGAGUGACACUCGGUGUGACGUCAUUGCUAACACUUUCCACUCAACACGGGAAAGUUCAAUCCCAGCUUCCGCCAGUUUCGUAUUUGAAAGCUGUUGAUGCUUUUAUGUCCGUAUGUACUGUGUUCGUGUUCAUGGCACUGAUGGAGUAUUGUCUGGUGAACAUCAUACUUGAUGACGGUGGGAGAAAACCAAAGGAACCAGCUGAAGCGGCAAAAGCGAAACUGCGUGCUAUCAACAUUGAUCGCUUUUCUCGAGUUUUCUUCCCUCUUCUUUUCUCUGUACUAAACGCAACAUACUGGAUCCAAUUCGCCCAAUAUAUAUGAUUAAUUAGAUUUCAAUCAACAUACGUGUCAAAUGACAGACUUAAAGCAGGUGUUAUUGAGUUACCUACCGUGUACCGUUCGGGCGAUUGGAAAAGAAUUAUGAAAUUUAGAUAUUUUAAAUAUCUUACUUUAAGGUCAUUGGUAAUUGGGCCUAUAUAGUAAGACCUUUAUAAUAAGAAUCUGACAUAGUUUGGAAGAUUUUAUUUAGACUUUGUUCUUUUCCUAAUUGCAGGAUCGGUACCCUUACAGCACAUAACUUAGAAAAUAUUUUUCUUCUAAAACUUUAGUGCUCGAUUUUGAUUCAAGACACCAACAAGUAACUAUGGCUCAGUUUUAUUAAAAAAAAAUAUUUACAUAUUAAAAAAACUCGCUCUUUAUGAAAUGUUCUUUCGAAGGCUGGCUGUCACCAUAGAUACUUUUUGGAUGCCGCACUUGGAUUUAAUUUGUGAAAUGGUCUUGUUACAAUUUUCAAUAACCUCUGAAUUGCCCAAUGUAAAUUGCUUUAUUUUUAUGAAUUACUGAAUGCAGAAUAAAAUGGUGACUAUUAUUUAUAAGUAAGUUAGGUUGAGAUACUUAACGAUGACUACAAUAAUAUGUUACUACGAAAAUACAGAAGAAAAGUAGCGCCGAUUGAUACAAUUUUGAUUCUCUAGAUCGUGUUAUGUAACUGAAAAGUAGAGUAGUGUAGUUGACCUUUCAAAUAAUAUUUUAAAAGUAGAAAAUUCUGCUUCUUAAGGUCUUGCUUAUAUAAAACUCAUAAUUUUACCACAGUUAAAUUUUUGGAGUAACAAAUUGAAGAAAGCUUUUCGAAAUCCUAGACCAUGAAGAGAAUAGUUUUCUAAAAGUUUUUCUUAAUUCUAAUAUGUUUAUAUUGUUGCAACAUCACAUUAUGUAAAAAUUUAUGAAUAAAUAAAAAAAAUAAUAUGAUAUCGAUAAUAAAUUAAUAACAAUUAAUAGAUAUUCAACCAAAUGAGAUUUAAAAAAGCUUGGGGCUAACCAGCCGAGCCAUGGACUUUAUUCGACCAAAGGCUCGCGAUUGCGUUACCUUUUAGGAAUCGUUUCGCUCUUUUUGUUCGUUAACUAAUUUAAAGUGUAUUGCGAUUUAUGUAUGUCAUACAAAAUUAAGAUUUAAAAGUAGUAUAUCAUAUAUAUAAGAGAUACAAUUCAAUAUGCAGUAAGAUUUAAACGUAUUUAAUAGAGAAUGCAAGGGAAUUGUUUUUAAUUAUAAACAUCUAUUUGUUAAAUCUUAGUUUACGUA
Pieris rapae (cabbage white) is the source of this 2570-nucleotide messenger RNA. Its product is annotated as glycine receptor subunit alpha-2. Gene Ontology annotation, biological process: nervous system process; chemical synaptic transmission; regulation of membrane potential. Gene Ontology annotation, cellular component: synapse; neuron projection; membrane. The record is from RefSeq and is a predicted model, not a curated record. Gene Ontology annotation, molecular function: neurotransmitter receptor activity; chloride channel activity; extracellular ligand-gated monoatomic ion channel activity. Bases 176 to 1312 code for a protein of 378 amino acids. The transcript has 9 exons. NCBI's taxonomy places the organism in Eukaryota, Metazoa, Arthropoda, Insecta, Lepidoptera, Pieridae.